AUGACUGUGACAGACUUGAAUCUCUCUAUCUGUGAGCAUUUCUCCUGUCCAGAGAGAUCUGUAUCUCCUGCAGUUUAUAUCUUACUGUACGUGUGUUCAGCUGCUGUGGUUCUUCUAACAGUGUGUGGAAAUCUGCUCGUCAUCAUCUCUGUUCUUCACUUCAAGCAGCUUCACACUCCGACCAACAUGCUCGUGCUCUCUCUGGCUGUGACGGAUUUCUUUGUCGGUGCUUUAGUGAUGCCGCCGAUGUUCAUCUGGAUGAUUGAAACGUGUUGGAUUUUUGGGAAGAUUUUCUGCACCAUUUUUUGGUUUAUUGGCAGUUUCCUAACAAUUAUAUCAAUCUAUAAUGUUGCUCUGAUUGCUGUGGAUCGCUAUUUGGCUCUUUCACACCCCUUUUUCUACAUGAACAGAGUAUCAGUGAGGAUCAGUUGUAUUGUAAUUGGUUUAGACUGGUGUGUAGUGGUGACCUACAUUGUGGCUUUCUCAUAUUUCAAUGGAAACUUCACAAGUUCUUUAUUGUGCCCUGGACAAUGUUUUCUGUUUCUGAAGGAGGUUUUGUCUGCAAUUAAUCUUGUUUUAUCCUUAACAUUUCCACUUUCUGUCAUAAUCAUAUUGUACAGUCGGGUUUUUCUGAUCGCUAAGAAACACGCCACUGCUAUCAGAGAGCUUAAUAAUCACACACGACCUCAAACACAGAAAAUCACCUCCCACUCCAUGAAAUCUGAGAGAAAAGCAGCCAAAGUCCUCGGGAUUUUAGUGGCUGUGUUUCUAAUGUGUUUACUUCCUUAUUAUAUUUACAGUUUAUUAGGUGGCAUCGUUGAAAUUCAAAUAGAAACUAUUCAGAAUCUCAUGAUUGUCGGAUCCCUCAAUUCCACCAUUAAUCCAUUUAUUUACGCUCUGUUUUAUCCGUGGUUUAGGAGGUGCAUUAAAUUCAUUAUAACUCUGCAUAUAUUCCAGAUAGAUUCUGCUUUAAUCAAUGUUCUUUAA
Molecule: messenger RNA, 987 nt
Organism: Silurus meridionalis
Lineage: Eukaryota; Metazoa; Chordata; Actinopteri; Siluriformes; Siluridae
Product: trace amine-associated receptor 13c-like
Exons: 1
Coding region: 1-987 (328 amino acids)
Biological process (GO): G protein-coupled receptor signaling pathway
Cellular component (GO): membrane
Molecular function (GO): trace-amine receptor activity
Source: RefSeq, a predicted model, not a curated record